AUGCAUAAAUCCUCCCCUCUCCAACACACACCACUCCACUCCACUCCACUCCCCUACCACUCUCCACUCUCCACUCUAGUGCAGUCUAGUUAUUUACCAAUGGCAAUGGGCGUGGAGCGUGCAACAAGAAGGAUGCAGGGCAGGAACUCCAUGUCGGCCUUGCUGGUGUCGUUACUGCUGCUGGCGGCGGCGGCCGUUGUUUCCAGCCGAGCCACAUACACGGGCAGCAGCAGCACCGCCGGUGCAACUGUGACGGCGACGGCGGCGCCGAAGAAGCGUGCUGGGAAGAAGCAGCAGGUGCCGGCGCUGGUGGUGUUCGGCGACUCGAUCGUGGAUCCGGGCAACAACAACGCCAUCAGCACCAUCGUCAAGGCCAACUUCGCGCCCUACGGCCACGACUUCGGCGCCGACCACCGCCCCACCGGCCGCUUCUGCAACGGCAGGAUCCCCACCGACUUCAUCGCCUCCAGGCUCGGCCUCAAGCAGCUCCUCCCGGCCUACCUGGCCCCGAACCUGUCGCGGCACGACCUGCUCACCGGCGUCAGCUUCGCGUCGGGCGGCACGGGGUACGACCCGCUCACGGCGCAGCUCGCCUCCGUCAUCUCCAUGACGGACCAGCUCCGCAUGUUCGACGAGUACAAGGCCAAGGUCCGCGCCGCGGGCGGCGACGCCGCGCUCUCGGAGAUCCUCGCCAGGGGCGUGUUCGCGGUGUGCGCCGGCAGCGACGACGUGGCCAACACCUACUUCACCAUGCGCGCGCGGAGCUCCUACUCGCACGCCUCCUACGCGUCGCUCAUCGUCGCCCACGCCACCGCCUUCCUCGACGGCCUGCUGGCCGCGGGCGCCCGCCGCGUCGCCGUCAUCUCCAUGCCGCCCAUCGGCUGCGUGCCCUCCCAGCGCACGCUCUCGGGCGGCAUGGGCCGCGGGUGCUCCCCCGGCCACAACGAGAUCGCGGAGCUGGUGAACGCCGGGAUGGGCACCGCCGUCGAGUCCCUCAAGGCGAAGCACCCGGGGGCGAGGGUGAUGCUGAUGGACAUCUACGGGUACCUGCUGGACAUGAUGGUGCGGCCGGACGCGUACGGGUUCAGGGAGUCCACGCUGGGCUGCUGCGGCACGGGCAUGAUGGAGGUGGCCGUGCUCUGCAACGGCGUCACGUCGGCGGUGUGCGGGGACGUGGAGGAGUACCUGUUCUGGGACAGCUACCACCCCACCGAGAAGGCCUACAGGAUCCUCGUCGACUUCGUCUACGACAACUACCUCAAGGACCUCAUCGCCUAG
Messenger RNA from Triticum turgidum subsp. durum (durum wheat), 1278 nucleotides. Lineage: Eukaryota; Viridiplantae; Streptophyta; Magnoliopsida; Poales; Poaceae. The record is from the annotation of a GenBank genome assembly.